Exserohilum turcica Et28A is the source of this 879-nucleotide messenger RNA. RefSeq lists its product as uncharacterized. Lineage: Eukaryota; Fungi; Ascomycota; Dothideomycetes; Pleosporales; Pleosporaceae. The record is from RefSeq and is a predicted model, not a curated record. The transcript has 2 exons. Bases 1 to 879 code for a protein of 292 amino acids.
AUGCAGCUUACUACCUUUCUUGGCGCAACCUCCGCCCUCGUCGCAUCCGCCUCGGCAACGGCGAGAAAUGCCGUCGCCCUGAAUGACGCGUGCGAUCUGAGCAUCCCUCACGCUCGCGUCAUCAACCGCUGCGAAUACGAUGUUUAUCUGUGGUCCGUCUUCAAGGGUGACGGCUGUCCUGAAGACCAGAUGGUGGUGCUCAAGACGGGCGAGAGUUAUGCCGAGAACUACCAGAACUUCACCCAGAACAACGUCGGUAUCUCGAUCAAGAUUUCCAAGACGAACCAGUGCAAGGAUGGCUCCCUCACUCAGCUCGAGUACUACCGCGCGUGGGACAACCCGCAGCCGCAGUUCCGAUACAACUACCUCGACGUUUCCUACGUCGACUGUGAGCAAAAAGACUGCCCGACCAGACAGGACGGUUACUACCUCGUUGCCGUCCAUGCUCGCGUUGAGCUCGCACGUCUUGGUCUGAACGUCGUCUGGAAGAACGUAGGACAUGCUGUCGCAAGAAGCCAUGUCGGAGCACGAGAGGAUCGGGCACCAAGUGUUGGCAGCAGAUGCCCCAGCUCUUCUCCAAGCCCUUCGCCUAUCCCCUCGCAGCCACAAGCUUCUCCUUCGCCUUCGCCUUCGCCUUCGCCUUCGCCUUCGCCUUCGCCUUCGCCUUCGCCUUCGCCUUCUUCCAGUCCCGCGGGCGACAAGGACGCUUACGCCGCCAAUGUUCCUGCAUCCUCGCCGUCGCCUUCGCCGUCGCCAACUCCCUCUCCAUCGCCCUCCGACAUACUCAUCAAGACCGAGAUCGUUUACGUUACCCAGUACGUCAACGCUAAGAGGCAUGCUCACGACCACGUUCGCCGUCACCAGGCCUUCAACGCAUAA